Molecule: messenger RNA, 1616 nt
Organism: Aethina tumida (small hive beetle)
Lineage: Eukaryota; Metazoa; Arthropoda; Insecta; Coleoptera; Nitidulidae
Gene: eEF1gamma
Product: elongation factor 1-gamma
Exons: 7
Coding region: 113-1393 (426 amino acids)
Biological process (GO): translational elongation
Cellular component (GO): nucleus; cytoplasm
Molecular function (GO): translation elongation factor activity
Source: RefSeq, a predicted model, not a curated record
GAAAAAAAUUGUUAAAUUUUGAACUAUUAUUCAGUAGUGCCAACACAAAAAUCUAUAUAUCCCAUAUGAUUCAUCAAAUCUAGUUCUUUUCCUUUUAAGCAGUGUGGAAAGAAUGGCUGCUGGUACUUUAUACACUUAUCCCGAUAAUUUCCGUGCGGCAAAAGCACUGAUUGCUGCCCAAUAUGCGAAAGCAAAUGUCAAAGUGGCACCGAAUUUCGUAUUUGGCGAAACUAACAAGACCAAGGACUUUUUAAAGAAGUUCCCUUCAGGAAAAGUACCUGCCUUCGAAACAUCUGAUGGCAAAUACUUGGAAGAUGGUAACGCAAUUGCUUACUAUGUUGCCAAUGAACAACUCAGAGGCAAAUCUGAAUUUGACAAGGCCCAGAUCCUCCAAUGGAUUGGUUUUGCUGAGGGACAGAUUUUACCACCAGCCUGUGCUUGGGUAUUCCCCAUUUUGGGAAUCCUCCAAAAUUCACCCAGCUCCAAUGAGGCCUUCCAAAGGGCAAAAGAUGAUUUAAAAGCUGCCCUGAGUGUUUUGAACAGCCACCUUCUUACUCGCACUUACUUGGUUGGUGAGCGCAUUACUCUUGCUGACAUUGCUGUAGCUUGCAACCUCCUCCAAGCCUACAAAUACGUCCUCGACCCUGACUACAGGAAGCAAUUUGCCAAUGUUAACAGGUGGUUCAACACCCUGAUUAACCAACCUCAAUUCAAAGCUGUGGUAGGACAAGUCGAACUUUGCAGUAAACCAGCCGUCGCCGGUGCCGCACAAGACAACAAAAAUAAGAAGAAGGAGGAGAAGAAACAGCAAAAGCAACAACAACAACCUAAAAAAGAACAACCUAAGAAGGAAAAAGAACCAGCUGAAGAACUCGAUGCCGCUGAUGCUGCUCUAGCCGCCGAACCCAAGAGCAAGGAUCCAUUCGACGCUAUGCCAAAGGGUACCUUCAACGUCGACGACUUCAAACGUUUCUACUCCAACGAGGAUGAAGCCAAAUCCAUCCCCUACUUCUGGGAAAAGUUUGAUCCUGAACACUACUCCAUUUGGUAUGGAGAAUACAAAUACCCAGAAGAACUUUCUAAGGUGUUCAUGAGCUGUAACCUGAUCACUGGUAUGUUCCAACGUUUGGAUAAAAUGCGCAAACAAGCUUUCGCUUCCGUCUGUCUGUUUGGUGAAGAUAAUAACAGCACCAUCUCUGGUAUCUGGUUCUGGAGGGGCCAAGAUCUCGCCUUCACUUUGAGCCCUGACUGGCAAGUAGACUAUGAAGUUUAUGACUGGAAAAAACUUGAUCCAAAGUCUGAAGAAACUAAAAAAUUAGUUGCCCAAUACUUCUCAUGGACUGGCACAGACAAAGAUGGAAGAAAGUUCAACCAAGGAAAAAUCUUCAAAUAAUUUGUUUAUUUUGAAUUCCGUUAACGUAUACACCAACAAUAUGAUCGACUCCAUGUCCUUGUAAAAAUCAAAGAUACUUGUAAACAUGUUUUUUUAUGUUAUUCUUGUCCUUUUUAUUGUUCCCAUGUUUAUCUUUUAUGUUUGAUUCAAUGGAGUGAAACCUUAUUUAUUUCCAUCCCACAUUGUAUAAUAGAAUGAGGUUAAAAUAUAAUACAUUUCUUUA